UGCAAUAUCAAUCUAUUCACUUCGGUGGCUUUGUGAAAUUGUGUCGUGGUUUUAUUUAUUGAAUACAGAACACAAAAUACAGAAAACUGGAAAUUGUUUUAUUAAAAGCAAUAAUCAAUAAAUCAGAGACUGGGAAAUACAUCAAAAUUUAUAUACCGGUUAACGGAUAGGUAAACGGCUAGGCUAUAUUGACUGCUCAUAAUGGGGUCGUUGUUUCGCAGUGAAGAGAUGACGUUAUGUCAACUCUUUUUGCAAAGUGAAGCCGCAUACGCAUGUGUUUCGGAAUUGGGCGAACUUGGUUUGGUGCAAUUCAGAGAUCUUAAUCCAGAUGUGAAUGCCUUUCAAAGGAAAUUCGUUAACGAGGUACGUCGCUGCGAUGAAAUGGAACGUAAAUUACGUUAUCUUGAAAAAGAAAUAAAAAAGGACGGCAUACCUAUGCUUGAUACAGGUGAAAGUCCUGAAGCGCCUCAACCCAGGGAAAUGAUUGAUCUUGAGGCUACAUUCGAGAAGCUAGAAAAUGAACUGCGAGAAGUAAACCAAAAUGCGGAAGCUCUGAAACGUAAUUUCCUCGAAUUAACUGAGUUAAAGCAUAUAUUGCGAAAAACUCAAGUUUUUUUCGAUGAGGCGGUACCCUCAAUAAGUUACAAUACAACUUCUCAUUACUCUCGAAAAAAAUGGCGAUAUCUUCAGAUGGCCGAAAAUCAGAACGAAGACGAACAAGCUCAACUUUUGGGUGAAGAAGGCGUUCGCGCAAGUCAACCCGGACAGAAUUUAAAACUUGGUUUUGUCGCCGGGGUUAUACUGCGUGAAAAGCUACCAGCGUUUGAGCGAAUGUUGUGGCGUGCCUGUCGUGGUAACGUAUUUUUACGGCAAGCAAUGAUAGAAUCUCCUCUCGAAGAUCCUUCAAAUGGGGAUCAAGUGUAUAAGUCUGUUUUUAUCAUAUUUUUCCAAGGUGAUCAAUUGAAAACUCGUGUUAAGAAAAUUUGUGAAGGAUUUCGAGCUACUCUGUAUCCUUGUCCUGAAGCACCAGCCGAUCGUAGAGAAAUGGCCAUGGGCGUAAUGACACGCAUUGAGGAUUUAAAUACCGUACUCGGUCAAACACAGGAUCAUCGUCAUCGUGUUUUAGUGGCCGCUGCAAAAAAUCUUAAAAAUUGGUUUGUUAAAGUACGCAAAAUCAAAGCCAUUUACCACACUUUGAACCUGUUCAAUUUGGAUGUUACUCAAAAAUGCUUAAUAGCUGAAUGUUGGGUUCCUGUGCUUGAUAUUGAAACUAUACAGUUGGCUUUACGACGGGGUACGGAGAGAUCGGGUUCAGCAGUACCACCGAUACUUAAUCGUAUGCAAACCUUUGAAAAUCCGCCAACUUAUAAUCGCACAAAUAAGUUUACAAAGGCUUUCCAAGCACUCAUCGACGCAUAUGGUGUUGCUACUUAUCGUGAAAUGAAUCCGGCACCUUAUACUAUUAUAACGUUUCCUUUUUUGUUUGCUGUAAUGUUUGGUGAUUUGGGUCACGGUGCAAUUAUGGCGUUAUUUGGCCUCUGGAUGAUUCGUAAAGAAAAAGGAUUAGCUGCACAAAAAACAGACAAUGAAAUCUGGAAUAUAUUCUUUGGUGGGCGGUACAUUAUUUUUUUGAUGGGUGUGUUCUCAAUGUAUACUGGUCUAAUAUAUAAUGACAUAUUCUCAAAAUCUUUGAAUAUAUUUGGGUCACAUUGGGAAGUGCAUUAUAACAGGAGUACUGUGGCAAGUAAUAAGUUCUUACAACUAAAUCCUGAAACGAAUGACUACAGUGGAACUCCUUAUCCCUUUGGGAUGGAUCCUGUUUGGCAAGUAGCAAAUGCAAACAAAAUUAUUUUCCAAAAUGCGUACAAAAUGAAAAUAUCUAUAAUAUUUGGAGUUAUUCACAUGAUUUUCGGUGUUGUAAUGAGUUGGCACAAUCACACAUAUUUUAAAAAUCGUCUUUCACUCUUGUACGAAUUCAUUCCACAAAUGCUUUUCUUAAUUCUACUCUUCUUCUAUAUGGUAUUAUUGAUGUUCAUUAAGUGGAAUCGUUAUGCAGCAACAAAUGAGGCUCCCUAUUCUGCAUCCUGUGCACCAUCAAUUUUGAUAACAUUUAUUGACAUGGUUUUGUUCAAUACGCCAAAGCAACCACCCCAGGGAUGUGAAUCUUACAUGUUUGGUGGGCAAGCGUUUUUCCAAAAAUUAUUUGUUUUGGGCGCAUUUGCAUGCAUUCCGGUGAUGUUACUUGGUAAACCAAUUCAAAUAAUGAAGCAACGGAAACAAGCAAAUGAGGAGGUACAACCCAUCACAGGCGCAACUAGUGAUGCUGAAGUUGGCAUGUCAAAUGGAUUAGGAGGCCAUGGCGGUGGAGGUGGUGACCAUCACGAUGAGGAAGAAAUAUCUGAAAUAUUUAUACACCAGGGCAUUCAUACUAUUGAAUAUGUUUUGGGAUCUGUUUCACAUACCGCUUCCUAUUUACGUCUUUGGGCUUUAUCACUAGCUCAUGCACAACUUGCUGAAGUCUUGUGGCAAAUGGUGUUGCGAAUUGGUCUUACUCACGAAGGAUGGUUUGGUGGUGUCGUUCUGACCAUUGUUUUUGCAUUCUGGGCUGUUUUGACUGUUGGAAUUUUAGUUUUAAUGGAAGGGCUUUCAGCAUUUUUACACACAUUACGUUUACAUUGGGUUGAGUUUCAAAGUAAAUUUUAUCAAGGACAAGGAUAUGCUUUUCAGCCAUUUUCGUUUGAUGCUAUAAUUGAAAAUGGGGGAUCUACCAAUCAAACUGAAGCUGAUUAAAUGUACCUUGACAAGUAUCUCGCGUUAUUUCAUUAAAUGAAUUUAUUCUUAUUUAUUGAACAUUUUAUAAACUUAAUUAUAUGUAGUAAAAAUAAUAUACUAGUUAAAUAUUGUGUGGGA
Messenger RNA from Teleopsis dalmanni, 2910 nucleotides. RefSeq names its product V-type proton ATPase 116 kDa subunit a1 (gene Vha100-1). Lineage: Eukaryota; Metazoa; Arthropoda; Insecta; Diptera; Diopsidae. The record is from RefSeq and is a predicted model, not a curated record. The transcript is spliced from 12 exons. Gene Ontology annotation, molecular function: proton-transporting ATPase activity, rotational mechanism; ATPase binding. Gene Ontology annotation, biological process: vacuolar acidification; proton transmembrane transport. Bases 202 to 2790 code for a protein of 862 amino acids. Gene Ontology annotation, cellular component: vacuolar proton-transporting V-type ATPase complex; vacuolar proton-transporting V-type ATPase, V0 domain; plasma membrane.